AUGCAAGAAUCGACCCUGGCCAACUUGAUUUUCUUUGACGAAAGAUACGAUGAUGGAGUUUCAGUGUCGCAAGAUGAACUCAAUCGCCAGAGGCAGAUGCAGCGCGAGCUUGGCAAACUCCAGUUCGUGAAUCCUGGUGGUCUAAUGACGCAGCCAACGAAUACACGUCGUUCAAGACGUAAGAUAAAUGCUCGAGCUGUUGCAGAAGAUAAAGAAUCCACCCAAGAAAAGCGUCAUAUCUUUCAUGACAAAAAAGGAAAACUUGUAGUUCCUGGUGAAGAAAGCAUGACUUUAUGUGAUUGCUUGAUUCCAGAAUGUCAUGGUUGUCACUGGCCAUGUGGGAAUUGUGGAGGUUUGUUUACUGGAUAUUUUGACGGUUAUUUUUCUCAUUCGUUUUGCAUUUAG
Cooperia oncophora is the source of this 405-nucleotide messenger RNA. NCBI's taxonomy places the organism in Eukaryota, Metazoa, Nematoda, Chromadorea, Rhabditida, Trichostrongylidae. The record is from the annotation of a GenBank genome assembly.